GUUUUGCUUUUUGGUUGAAUGUUUGUAUUCAUUUUUGGUUACCGGCCUCUAAAAUUUGUCGUGAUAAAGCAGCUCCAAAUGGCUUCUGAAGCAGCGGCCCCUGGCCAUGGCGUGGAGACGGCGACACUGGCCAUGUCCUGAUUUUGGUUUCCGGAGGCCAGGUUCGGCUGUGUGCACGGCGUACUGCGCACCAAAGUUGGCUACGCGGGGGGACAAGAUGCCCGACCCGCCUACCAUCGAAUCGGUGACCACAGCGAGUGCAUACAAGUUGUGUUCGACCCAGCCCUCAUCACGUUCCAGCGCAUUCUCGACGUGUUCUGGACGGGCCACGACCCGACGGUGCCGAUGAAUCGCCAGUACCUGUCCACUAUCUUCUACCAUAGCGAUGAGCAAAAGAGAACGGCGGAGGAGAGUCGUGACUCGCGGCAAGCAGUUCUAGGGAAGAAUAUCGUCACACGUAUCAAGCCACUCGUCACGUUUUACGACGCAGAAGAUUACCAUCAGAAGUAUCAGCUGAGGCAGAUGGCACCGGAGGCGCUCGCUCUUCUCGGACUGUGGACUGGGGAUGAGGUCAAGGGCUCGCUGACCGCGGCCCGGCUCAAUGGCUAUAUCAGCGGCUACGGUAGCGAGGAGGACUUCGACCGGGACUGGCCGCGUUUCGGAAUCCAUGACGACAACGUGAUGGGAAUAAUACGGAUGAGGUGUGCGCCCGCUUCUCAGCUUUAGUCCCACCGAGUGUUUGUCACAUGAUGAACACCACUGGGUGCAAUAGAUUGGCGAGUCACAAACGGAGGGAGUGAAUGCUUUCACUGCUGUCACGUUGCACACCGUCAUAUUCAGCCGAGUGGAAUUAUUCUGGCUGAAUGAUGCAGCGCUGCCGUGUCUUCAUAACUAAUGGUGCUUUCCUCAGGCCAUGUCGUCAUGCCUAUCGUUUCUUUGCUCAGGCCGUUUCGUCAUGGCUACCAUUUGCCGUGCUCGGGCCGUAUCGUCAUGACUACCGUUGCGGUGCCCAGUCUUGUGCCUGGCCAGCGUGCGGAGAUCGCGUCCUUGUGUGCAACCUCUGUCGAUCGUUAUUUUCUGAUAGUGCAUGACUGUGCAGUGGUGGCAGUGACUUCAGACCUCGCCCUGUUUAUGAUGUCCAGUUUUGCACAAUCAGCAUUGUUCGCUGACGCUGCCGGUCGGAAAUUUUGUGGGUGUUGCUGAAUCAUGGCCAUGCUGGUCAUAGAUGUACUCAAGUGGAUAUUAGUGCUGAGUCGUUAUCAUACUCAUUGGUUUGAGAGAAUGAUGCAGUCAUUUUUGUUGGUUAUACUGUAAAUUAAUAGAUAUUAAUGA
Molecule: messenger RNA, 1332 nt
Organism: Sycon ciliatum
Lineage: Eukaryota; Metazoa; Porifera; Calcarea; Leucosolenida; Sycettidae
Exons: 3
Coding region: 346-726 (126 amino acids)
Molecular function (GO): peptide-methionine (S)-S-oxide reductase activity
Source: RefSeq, a predicted model, not a curated record